AUGUGGUUAAAUCUAAAUUUUCAGCUUGAGACCGACACUUCAAAAGAGCUGUUUCACUUCGUGGUCAAACGAAAGUCAACAGGAACUCAUCUUUUUGACACAUCGAUUGGUGGUCUGCUAUUUUCUGACAAAUUUAUUCAAAUUGUUACUCAGUUACCUUCGGAUGCUAUGUAUGGGUUGGGAGAAAAUGUUCAUCAAACGCUUAAGCAUGAUUUUUCCACAUACCUUACUUGGGGAAUGUGGGCAAGAGACGAGGCUCCCUAUUCAAAGGGAGUCGACACGAAAAACCUAUACGGAGUGCACCCCUUCUAUAUGGUCGUGGAACCCGAUGGUAAAGCUCACGGAGUAUUUAUCCUCAACAGCAAUGCUCAGGAAUUCACAACAGCACCGGGUCCCACGAUAAUCUAUCGUGCAAUUGGUGGUGUUUUGGAUUUGUACUUCUUUCCGGGACCAACCCCUGAAGAAGUUACGCAGCAAUAUCUCUCCUUUAUCGGAACCCCUGUUCUCCCGGCUUACUGGGCGCUUGGAUUCCAGCUGUCGCGUUAUGGCUACAAGAAUUUGAAUGAUUUGAAGGAAACGAUUGCUAGAAACAGGAAGAAAGGUAUCCCUCUUGAAACGGUUGUGGUCGACAUUGAUUACAUGGAUCGAUGCAAAAUCUUUACCAUCGGAAAGGUAUGUUCUGAAGCUUCUAACUCAUUAGUGAUCAACGAAAGGAAAGAUAUCCAAUGUGGAGUAUUGUUUUGUUUGGAAAGUCCAGAACCAUUUUCAAGUGAGAAGUGUCCGUUGCUAAAGCCAUCAGUGGUUUCCUAUAUGUGUGAAUUCGAGGGACUACCGGAGUAUUUGAAUGAAGUGCAGAGCUGGGGCAUGCGCGUGGUGCUCAUUUACGACCCAGCAGUUCAAGUAAAUGACGGCGCUUUCGAGAGAGCGUUGAAAAAGGAUCACAAUGAAUACGUACACUUUGCGGCUUCGCCAGAGUUUGAAGAGUUGCAAAUGCGUCUUAGGUUCACAACAAUUACCUAA
This is a messenger RNA of Cooperia oncophora, 1020 nucleotides long. Lineage: Eukaryota; Metazoa; Nematoda; Chromadorea; Rhabditida; Trichostrongylidae. The record is from the annotation of a GenBank genome assembly.